Ruditapes philippinarum (Manila clam) is the source of this 1891-nucleotide messenger RNA. Its product is annotated as b(0,+)-type amino acid transporter 1-like. The transcript has 2 exons. Gene Ontology annotation, cellular component: membrane. Gene Ontology annotation, molecular function: L-amino acid transmembrane transporter activity. The record is from RefSeq and is a predicted model, not a curated record. Gene Ontology annotation, biological process: amino acid transmembrane transport. The coding region runs from base 85 to 1512 and encodes 475 amino acids. Lineage: Eukaryota; Metazoa; Mollusca; Bivalvia; Venerida; Veneridae.
UUUUUUGUGAUAUGUAAGAUUAAUAUCAAGUAACAAGUGUUCAAAUAAGUCAAGAAAAUCGUAAGACAAAAACUUGAAGACAAUAUGACUGACGAAAAGAAAGUUGAGAUAGAAUAUGUGAGACCAAAAUCUCAAAUUGGUUUGUUUGGAGCGGUGGCAUUUGGCAUCGGGUCCAUGAUUGGCUCAGGGAUCUUUAUAUCUCCUAAAGGAGCCCUUAAAAAUGCUGGAUCUCCCGGAAUGAGCCUGAUAUCGUGGGCUUUCUGUGGGCUGUUAUCUCUAUUAAUGGGCCUUGUUUACGGAGAGCUCGGAACACUUAUACCACUGUCUGGAGGAGACUUUACCUACAUAAGAAAAGGACUUGGUAAAGUUCCAGCAUUUCUAUCAGUGUUCAUAUAUUCCGUUUUUGGCAGUGCAGGAUCUAUGGCCGUGCUCUCACUUUUAUUUGCAGAUUAUUUACUGGCUUUGCUAUUUGGAUCAUGUCGACCUCCAGACAUUAUGCGGCAACUGAUUGCUGCGUCAAUGAUAAUAACUCUUUGUAUAACAAACGUUAUAAGUGUGACACUUGGUGCAUACACACAAAUAGUGUGCACAGUUGCUAAAACUUUAGCUUUAAUCGUCAUUUCUGUUGGAGGAAUAGUAUUCAUGUGUCAAGGUACGGUCGAAAAUUUAGAAGACAUUUUCAAAGAUUCCUCAUCUGAAGUAAACGGUUAUUCUCUAGCAAUAUACAGCUGCAUGUUUGCCUACCACGGGUACAGUAGAAUCGGGGAAAUCGCAGAGGAAAUUGAAAAUCCAAAGAAGAACAUUCCACGUGCCGUUAUAAUUUCCGUUGUUGUUGUAACCAUUGUUUAUGUCAUUACUAACUUAUCGUACUUCGUCUUGUUACCCAAGUCAGAAUUUCUUCGUUCUUCCGCUGUAGCCUAUGACUGGGGUUUGAAAGGGAUACACCCUGUAGCGUUUAUUAUUCCUUUAAGCGUAAUGGCGUCAGUCUAUGGUGCUAGUAAUGGGGCAGGUUUCAGCAGCGGAAGAGUAAUGUUUUCUGCUGCGCGCGCAGAACAAUUACCGGAAGUGUUUUCAUUCUUACAUAUCCAAUCGGCAGUUCCUAUCGCAUCAAUUGUAGUCAUGCAUGUUAUUGGAGUAAUUAUGCUUGCUGUUGGAGACAUUAGCAUGCUGAUUAACUUUUUAAGCUUUCUAACGUUUAUAAUUGUGUUACUAACAACGCUGUCUCUACUACGUAUCCGGUAUGACAUGUACAAGAACAAAGUUGAGCAUGAAGGUUUUAAAACACCACUAAUCGUGUCCAUAGUGACGGCUUUGAUUUGUAUAUUUAUGAUCAUAUCUCCCUUGGUGAAUAAUCCACGAAUAGAAUUUUUGUACGGCUCCGGUCUGGUGGUGUUUGGACUGAUAGUGUAUGUGCCGUUUGUACACUUUAAACUGAGCCUGCCUGGUGUAGGUGCGGUUACAACAUUCAUACAGCUUCUUUGCAAUGUUACACCCACACAGAAAGUGGACUAAUCGAUGACCUGAAUUCAGUUAGACGUCACGUGUUGAUCAGACUGAAAACUCUUGGGCCGAAAGCGUCAAACCACUACCAACGAUAUAAAGCCAGGUUAGCUGAGCAACAUGUCAGGUUGUUAUCACAGUUGUACAGUUUCAGUUUACAAAAUAAUGUUGUUACCGAAGUAAGCAAAGCACUCCGAAGAGUAAUCUUCAUUUUGAAAAAAAAAUCCAGAAAGUUCCGGUAUAAAUGUCAAAUACCUGAUGUAGUUAUAAGAAACAGGAAACGUCUCCACUUCCUCCUUAUCAUCAUCAUUGUCGUCGUCGUCGUCGUGAUCAAGAAACUGAAUUGAGAUCAAAUAUAAUAAUAAUAAUCAACCUUUACUUAAAUUUAUUG